Molecule: messenger RNA, 1134 nt
Organism: Melanotaenia boesemani (Boeseman's rainbowfish)
Lineage: Eukaryota; Metazoa; Chordata; Actinopteri; Atheriniformes; Melanotaeniidae
Product: cysteine-rich protein 2-like
Exons: 8
Coding region: 187-798 (203 amino acids)
Source: RefSeq, a predicted model, not a curated record
ACACAAGUGCAGGACAGCGAGCAGAGGGGUGGAUGCGAGUCUCCUCACCGUCACUGAAUCAGCAGCAUCAUUAGAGGUGUGUCUGCACCGCAGGAGCUGCAGACAGACAGACAGACAGACAGAGAGACAGACAGACAGGCCGCUGGUGGACCGACUGAAAGGGGAUUCUUUCUGCUGACUUUCAUCAUGGCGUCAAAAUGUCCAAAAUGCGACAAGACGGUGUAUUUCGCGGAGAAAGUGUCGUCUUUAGGGAAAGACUGGCACAAGUUCUGUCUGAAAUGUGAGCGCUGUAACAAGACGCUGAAUCCAGGCGGCCAUGCUGAGCAUGACGGAAAGCCUUACUGCCACAAGCCGUGCUACGCAGCCCUGUUUGGACCCAAAGGUGUGAACAUCGGUGGAGCUGGUGCCUACGUGUACGAUGCUCCUGUCAACGAAGCCCCUGCAGCCAUUUCCAUGGAAACCAAUGCCAAACCUGAGGAGAAGAAAGCCCCUGCACGGGGACCAGUGAAGGCUGCAAGCUUCUCAUCUUUCUCUGGAGGACCCAACAUCUGCCCCAGAUGCAACAAAACAGUAUAUUUUGCUGAGAAAGUGUCGUCUCUGGGGAAGAACUGGCACCGGCCCUGUCUGCGCUGUGAGAGGUGCAGUAAGACUCUGGCCCCGGGCAGCCAUGCAGAGCAUGAUGGACAGCCUUACUGCCACAAACCAUGCUACGCUGUGCUGUUUGGACCCAAAGGUGUUAACACUGGCGGUGUCGGCAGCUACAUCUAUGAUGACCCGGAAGCCGAGGCACAGCCUUAAAUCGUGCCGCUGCUUCCAACACGCAGGAAAACACCUCCAGGACCCUCAGUGUUUCGUUGAUUUGCCUUCAAUGGUCAUGUGACAAAUGAUAUGUACUGCACUCACAGGGAUGGAUACUUAGAUAUUUAUGUUGUAUUUGUAUAUUGUUUAUAUAUCUAUUUUUUUGUACGAAAAAAAAACAACAUGUCCUCCUGUGUGAGUUCAUGUUUAUCAGUUAUAUUUGCCAAAUGGUUAUUAAUCUAUAACAGUAGUGGAUUAAAGCUCAUGUGUUCUUCCUUAUUAGUAGUUUUUGGGCAUUUGUGCACUUACAAGCUGUACUGUAUGAGAAAGACAAAG